GGCAAGUAGUUAGGAAAGAUUUUGUUGCUGUUUUUCUGCGUAGUUGUGUCUGCCUCGUCAAGUCUAUUGAAGUUGGAUCAGAUUAUUCUGCUUUGAGUGUUCAGAUGCUGGAUUGUGCACUUUUAUUACAGGUUGCCCCAGAAGAAUUCAAGACCAGCAUCGGUCGUGUGAAUGCCUGUUUAAGAAAGAAUCUCCCUGUCAAUGUAAAAUGGCUGCUGUGUGGCUGUCUGUGCUGCUGCUGCACACUGGGCUGUAGCUUGUGGCCUGUAGUCUGUCUUAACAAAAGAACUAGAAGAUCAAUUCAGAAGUUAUUAGAAUGGGAAAAUAACAGACUAUAUCAUAAGCUUGGUUUGCACUGGAAGUUGAGUAAAAGGAAAUGCGAAACUAGCAAUAUGAUGGAAUAUGUAAUAUUAAUAGAGUUCUUACCAAAAUAUCCCAUAUUUCGACCUGACUGAGGAACAACAUUUGAUCUUUCAUGUUACCUGUCAUUUUCUACCCUUAGUGCCUUGUAGAUGAUUUUGGAAAGAAGAUGGUCUACUUUGCUGUGACUUAAAAAUGUUCUUCAGUAGAAUAUUUUCCUUGCUAUGUUACUUUCUUUUGUUAAGAAGAGAACAAUUUGCACAUUUUUUUUUUUUUUAUGUUAAAUGAGGCUUCUGUGUUGCACUCUGAAUUUUUAACAUUAACUGAUAUAGUUGCCACUAGGGAUCUAACAUCAGUGCUGCUUAAACUUGUUCUGAGCAUGCUGCCUUAUUAAUUUCUAUAUUUGGUGUCCUCAAAUGUACAUCCUAAUGCCGUGUCAUACUAUAUUUCCUUCUAAACGUCACAAUCCUAUAAACUCUCAGUAGAAAUGUCCAGGUAAGAGUCUAGUAGUAAUGAUUUUAGUAUAACUUGCUUGCAUAGGACUUGCAAUCAACAGCACUGGUUUUGUCCUGCACUUUGCAAAAUCAUCAUUUACAUUAGGGGGUUAAUUAUUUUACCCACUAUGGAUUUGUAAAUAUUGACUCUUUGCAUAAUCUGAAGUGUGGUAUGCCAAGGUUUACAGAAUGUAAUAUAGCUCUUAUUCUAUUGCCAACAGUUCAACAUCAUUUUAUUGGUUACAUUUGCUAGUAUCCCUCUGCAUGUAUAGACCCAUUCACAUGCUGUUUUUAUGGUAAAGCCAUAAUGAGUUUGUACAUACUAUCAGAUGUGUAGGGCUCAGUUGCACUUUUAGUAAAUGGAUGAAAAAUGCAUAGCAUUUCUGUCUUUUUUAAGUAUUUCAGUUGUUUGUAGCAUCUGAAAUAGGAAGCUGAAAUACUGUUCACCUUUGAAAAAGUUGUAUUUGUGGGGUAGAUGGCUGCUGCCCUUAGCAAAAUAUCCUAAGCCCUCUUUUUAAGUUAGGAAUAUAUGAA
Molecule: messenger RNA, 1388 nt
Organism: Antrostomus carolinensis (chuck-will's-widow)
Lineage: Eukaryota; Metazoa; Chordata; Aves; Caprimulgiformes; Caprimulgidae
Product: cysteine-rich hydrophobic domain-containing protein 1
Exons: 5
Source: RefSeq, a predicted model, not a curated record